Capronia coronata CBS 617.96 is the source of this 1659-nucleotide messenger RNA. RefSeq lists its product as uncharacterized. The record is from RefSeq and is a predicted model, not a curated record. The transcript has a single exon. Gene Ontology annotation, molecular function: A2-type glycerophospholipase activity. Bases 1 to 1659 code for a protein of 552 amino acids. Gene Ontology annotation, biological process: cardiolipin acyl-chain remodeling. Gene Ontology annotation, cellular component: mitochondrial inner membrane. NCBI's taxonomy places the organism in Eukaryota, Fungi, Ascomycota, Eurotiomycetes, Chaetothyriales, Herpotrichiellaceae.
AUGUCUUCCAACGCGGCCGAGUCGGACGGUGAAUAUCAGGUCCGUGGCCAACAGAGCCCUUUGGUAUCUCGACGUGCCAAAGCCGAGAACCCGCGCGGAAGUCGCGUGGACAGCUUCUUUCCCCUCGGCUACAAGCAAGGAUUUAGCCAAUGGUGGAACAGUGUCCCUGCCGCGGAGGCGGAAAACAGAGUUCUCUCUUUUAUCCCUUACUUGCAAAAGCCGCCGACCCAUACACAGACAGGCUCGGAGCCGCCUUCGGUUAACCCUUCGACGAUGUCGGUCAACAAUGACCCUGCGGCAAAGGCGCCUCCCGUUACGACGAACUCCAUCACUGAUCCCUAUGGGCCUCGGACGUGGUAUUCGCGCAUGGUCCAGUUGUCGGGCAAAAACAGGGCAUUGAAUGAGUUUUCGGUCGAGCGCACGGGCGAGACUCCCGAACAGAAUCUGGUCAUCUUGCACGGCUAUGGCGCAGGUCUGGGCUUCUUCUACAAAAACUUUGAAUCUUUGUCCCGUCCUCACGGCUGGCGGUUAUUCGCAUUGGAUAUGCUGGGCAUGGGCCGAUCAUCUCGACCACCUUUCAAGCUGAAGGCCAAGACGCGCGAAGAGCAGAUCACCGAAGCGGAGGCGUGGUUUGUCGAUUCGCUGGAGGAAUGGCGCGUCAAGCGAAACAUUGAUAAGAUGACUUUGGUCGGCCACAGUAUGGGCGGGUACAUGGCCGUCUGCUAUGCACUGAAAUACCCUGGACAUUUGAACAAACUCAUCCUGGCUUCGCCCGUGGGAAUUCCCGAGGAUCCUUAUGCUACGCAUGCGGCAAUGCCUGAACCACCCAGUUCGACGCUCCAAAACGAGUUCACACAGGAUCAGGCUACCGAAAGUGUGGCUCGAUCAGAUAAUAACAACUUCCUCAACGCGCGGAAGAAGGCAGAGCAGGCGCAACAGAAGACGAAUUCCAACCGUAUCACUGUGAGCGACGAAAGCGACGAUUCGACGCCUGCCCCAAGACGGCCACUGCCCAAAUGGUUGACAUACCUGUGGGACGCCAACGUCUCUCCAUUCAGUUUGGUUCGGUGGACUGGCCCGCUGGGUCCACGGCUGGUGUCCGGGUGGACAAGUCGACGGUUUGGACAUCUGCCGCCCGAUGAAGCCGUGGCCUUGCAUGACUACAGCUACAGUCUGUUCCGCCUCCGCGGCAGUGGUGAGUACGUACUGGCAUAUAUCCUGGCGCCCGGCGCCUUCGCGAGGAGUCCAUUGAUCCGCCGGAUACAAGGUAUUGGAAGACAGCCGUUACCCAGUGCUCAGGCCACCUCCGGCUUGUCGUCCGAACCCGCCCGCGAGAAUGGUGUGCCUGUCGUCUUCAUGUAUGGUGAACAUGAUUGGAUGGAUGUCAAGGGCGGGUAUGCUGCAAAGAAGAAGAUUGAUGCCGAACGUGAGCGAGCGUUGAAAGGCAAGUCUCCUGAAGAGAGAGCAAAUGAUCAAGGAGGUGCCAAAGUCGUCAUUAUCAAGGGAGCUGGCCAUCAUGUUUACCUGGACAGUCCGGAAGAGUUUAACGAAGUCAUGCUCGCCGAAAUGGAGGAUGUGAAAAAGCGCACCCAGGGAAGCACGAAAGGUGCAAUGACCGGUGUUCAGAUUGUUGACAGAAAAGUUGACGACGAAGCUUGA